Messenger RNA from Hippocampus zosterae (dwarf seahorse), 2234 nucleotides. It is a transcript of the gene pdlim5b, whose product is annotated as PDZ and LIM domain 5b. The record is from RefSeq and is a predicted model, not a curated record. The coding region runs from base 175 to 1983 and encodes 602 amino acids. The transcript is spliced from 13 exons. NCBI's taxonomy places the organism in Eukaryota, Metazoa, Chordata, Actinopteri, Syngnathiformes, Syngnathidae. Gene Ontology annotation, cellular component: adherens junction; Z disc; filamentous actin. Gene Ontology annotation, molecular function: actin binding; muscle alpha-actinin binding. Gene Ontology annotation, biological process: muscle structure development; actin cytoskeleton organization; heart development.
GGCAACCCCCCCUUCACAGUUGCAGUACGCCCCCUUACCGGUAGGCGUCUACGCGGAAGUGCCGAAUCCGCUCAGUGUAGUCAGUGCCCUCCAAACUGAGAACGGAUCGGACCGACGCGUCUCUCUCCCCCCUCCAGCACCGGCAGAGAGCGGCUUCGCAAAGCAAGGUGAAUCAUGAGCAGCAACUACAGUGUCACUCUGGCUGGUUCGGCUCCGUGGGGCUUCAGGCUACAAGGAGGGAAGGACUUCGGUCUUCCCCUCACUAUUUCACGGCUGACGGAUGGAGGGAAGGCAGCCAAAGCCAAGUUGAGCAUCGGAGACGUCAUCCUCGCCAUAAAUGGCAUCUCCGCUGAAAACAUGAGCCACCUCGAAGCCCAGAACAAGAUUAAAGCCUGCACGGGCAAUCUCAGCCUAAAUCUACAGAGAGCCUCAAGUGCUGCCAAUAGUGGGUCUAAGAUGCCGGUUGAACCUCAAGAAAUCAUUAAGCCCGUCCCAAUCACCCACACAGCUCCGACCGCCACAUACACAAACCUGUCAAGUCAGGCCGCUCCCGCGUACAACAAGACACCCCGGCCAUUUGGGGGCGACAGAGGCUCGCCGGCUCUUUCCUCCGCCCCAAAAGUGGCCUUCAUCCCCUCGGAAUCGUCGGCUUUCACGCCAGCUCAGCCUCUCGCUCAACCGCCGCACCCCCCUUUCCCAAUUAAAUCCACCCUCACCACCCCAGACUCGUUCCCGACUCCCCAAGCUAGUCCCGCUCGCUCCACUAUCAGCUCCCCGUCCUCCCUCUCGUCCAAUUCAUCUUCUCCAGCCAGAGUGACGGCCCCUUCGUCCCACCCCUCUGUGCCGCAGCCGUCCGUCUAUAACUCCCCCAUCAAUCUGUACUCCAACAACAACGCCUGCGAAGUGGCCAUGGGGCAAAGGCGAGGCCUCCUGGAGAGCCAGGGGCUGUCCGACCAGUUCAAUGGGAAAGAGUCCGACACGUAUCACGCCUCGGCACUUAGUGAAGCCAGCAAGAAGCGACUAAUUGAGGACACGGAAGACUGGCACCCGAGGGCCGGAACCAGCCAGUCCCGCUCCUUCCGGAUCCUGGCCCAGCUCACCGGCACUGAAAAUGAGGAAGCGCCGGAGAACAACGGGAAGAAUGAUACCGUGGAUGAAACCUCUCCCAGUAUGCACACCUUGCCUGCAGCCAAAACAUAUUCCAAAGUUACGCCUCCUCGGAACGGCAACGUUAUGGUGGCUCCCUCUGCGUUCAAGAGCCCCGCGGCCCAAAACAAGCCUGGGGGCCCAUCAGGCUUCUCCAAAGUCGCCGUAGCCCCUUCGUUUGGCAAGGUGACCAACCCCCCUCCCAAAGGCCCGGACCGGCCUAUCCCGCAGCCGCACCCCCAGGACCUGAACUCAGUGGUGCAGAGAGCCGAGCACAUUCCAGCCGGAACGCGCACCCCCAUGUGCAACAAGUGCAACAAUGUUAUCAGGGGCCCCUUCCUCGUAGCCAUGGGCAUGUCCUGGCACCCCGAGGAGUUUAACUGCGCUCACUGCCGCUCCUCACUGGCAGACCGCGGAUUUGUGGAGGAGAAGGGCCAGGUGUACUGUGAGCACUGCUACGAGCAGUUCUUUGCUCCCACUUGUGCCCUGUGCCAGCAGAAGAUCCUGGGGGAGAUCAUGAACGCCUUGAAGCAAACCUGGCACGUGUCCUGUUUUGUCUGUUCAGCUUGCCAGCAGCCAAUUCGGGGCAACAUGUUCCACAUGGAGGAUGGGCAGCCAUACUGUGAAAUGGACUACUACAAACUGUUUGGCACAAACUGCCACGGCUGUGACUUCCCCAUCGAGGCAGGGGACAAGUUCUUGGAGGCUUUAGGAUUCACCUGGCAUGACACCUGCUUUGUGUGCGCGGUGUGCACUGCCAAUCUGGAAGGUCAAGCUUUCUUCUCCAAGAAGGACAAGCCUUUGUGCAAGAAACAUGCCCACACAGUCAACAUCUGACCCUGCCCCUGCAGAAUUUUCUAACAAUAGCUGAAUUGAUAAUGACAGUCAAAUGCUCCAUAUUUAAAAAUGACUUUACGUGUAUGUGUAUACUCGUUAAAUAAUAACGGGUCCAUUGUUUUUCCCUUUCUGCUUUAUUACGAUUUAUAGAUGCUUUUCAGGAGUCUGCUAGCCUUCUCUUAUGGUUCUUGGUUCAAUUUUAAGAUUUUGGUUUCCCACUGAGCAGGAUAUGAUGCAGUCUUUGGGGUCCC